Messenger RNA from Branchiostoma belcheri (Belcher's lancelet), 1869 nucleotides. Its product is annotated as zinc finger protein 678-like. The record is from RefSeq and is a predicted model, not a curated record. Gene Ontology annotation, cellular component: nucleus. Gene Ontology annotation, biological process: regulation of transcription by RNA polymerase II; central nervous system development. Lineage: Eukaryota; Metazoa; Chordata; Leptocardii; Amphioxiformes; Branchiostomatidae. Bases 422 to 1279 code for a protein of 285 amino acids. The transcript has 2 exons. Gene Ontology annotation, molecular function: RNA polymerase II cis-regulatory region sequence-specific DNA binding; DNA-binding transcription factor activity, RNA polymerase II-specific.
UAUAUGGUUAGUCUCCAAGUUGGUCCCUUUUUUUCUACGAAUGAUGUUGUCUGACUCUUCCCUUUCCAAAUCAUUAUGGUGAUUUACUUUGUUUCGUAAUCAAGUAAAACUCAAAGCACGUAAUGUGUUUUGGCUUUCUUGUUUCUUUUCUAGCUUCAUAGUUAUUCUCCAUGUCGUGGGUGUUGUCUGUCUGGAGGCGUUGUCUGAUUCCCUCUAUGCAAAUGAGCACAUGUAACAUGUUAUAGUUUCCUUUGUUUCGUAAUCAAGUAGAGGCUAUCGGACCGGUUUUAUCCACCCACCCAGUCCCCAUAUAAACGCGUCCCUGACUGCUCUGUUUCUGCCAGUACUGACUCUGCAGCCGUGAGGAUCUGUGUCGUCGUGAAAACAUCGCGCUGUACUUUGGAGCGUCCGUGCAUCUUGGAUGAACAGUUUGACCAACAUGGCGGCCAGAGCCGAAUCUCACCCGAAACAAGAGGAGGGAGAGAGUGGGCGUGGUGAGAAGGAUGCUCCGCGUACCCACAAGUGCGGCGAGUGUGGCAAGGAGUUUCCUAAACGGAAUGAUCUGAGACGUCACAUGCGCACUCACACAGGCGAGAAACCGUACAGGUGUGAGGAGUGUAACGAAAGAUUUAGUCUGCUGAGUAAUCUGAAGCGCCACAUGCGGACUCACACGGGUGAGAAAUCGUAUCAAUGUGAGGAAUGCAGCAGGUGGUUUCGUACGCUUUUUAGCCUGAGGUCGCAUAUCAGGACCCACACCGGCGAAAAACCAUACGCGUGUGAGGAGUGCAGCAGACAGUUCAGCGAGCUGGGUAAUCUAAAGACUCAUAUGCGGACUCACACAAGUGAGAAACCGUACAGAUGUGAGGAGUGCAGCAGGCAGUUUAGUCAUCUGGGUAACCUAAAGGAUCACAUGCGGACUCACACAGGUGAGAAACCUUACAGGUGUGAAGAAUGCAGCAGACGGUUUAGUCUGUUGGCUAAUCUGAAGAAACACAUGCGAACUCACACUGGUGAGAAACCGUACACGUGUGAUGAAUGCAGCAGGCAGUUCAGCAGGCUGAGCAGUUUAAAGAGACACGUGCGGACUCACACAGGGGAGAAACCUUACAGGUGUAAAGAGUGCAGCAGGCGUUUCAGUCAGUUGGGUCAUCUGAAGGAGCACAUGAAAACUCACACUGGUGAGAAACCGUACAGAUGUGAGGAGUGCAGCAGUCAAUUCACCACAAGCAGCAAUUUAAAGAGGCACGUCGGGCGAACUCACAGAGCGGAGAAACCGUAGAUGUGUUAAAAAUGCAACGGAAGCUUUCUGUUUGAUGCAUGUUAUUCUAUUGUAAGUGAAGCCACUUGUUUACCGUUUUUCUGUUAGUAGUGUAUUCUAUACAUGAUUCCAAUUUAAGAGUUAACAAUGUCGGUGAUUUUAUAUCACGAUCGAUGCGGAUACAUGCUUCGUAGCCUGUUGGUUAGAGCUAAUAGUUGUGUGUAAAAUGCGAAAGUGUAGCAUUUACAUGUAGACAGUAGUUACAUGGUAGGGCACCGUUCGUUAAACCGUAAGGUGUCAUUGUCCGUCUGUUGACUUAGUCAACUACGUGAAGUACAGGCAUGUAAAUAUACUAGAUCCGUAGCGUUUUGUGAAGUUAUCAAUUCAUCGAAAUGUAGUUUUCUUUGUUUUAAUAUUUGUAAAUAUACUAGCUUUCUAGCGUUUAGUUUCGGUUGCAGCACAUUAACGUUGUUUGUAAAAUGUGAAGUGAAAAAAAAGAAGUGAACUGUUGUUUCUUUAAGUUCCAGUGUUCUGUUAACUAUAGGUAGCUGUUAGAGAUUUGUCAAAUUUUUGCAUCUCAGUUUCAACAAUAAAGCGCGUAAUGUGUCGUA